This is a messenger RNA of Aphidius gifuensis, 1254 nucleotides long. It is a transcript of the gene Vta1, whose product is annotated as vacuolar protein sorting-associated protein VTA1 homolog. Gene Ontology annotation, biological process: late endosome to vacuole transport via multivesicular body sorting pathway. The transcript is spliced from 7 exons. The record is from RefSeq and is a predicted model, not a curated record. NCBI's taxonomy places the organism in Eukaryota, Metazoa, Arthropoda, Insecta, Hymenoptera, Braconidae. Bases 115 to 1254 code for a protein of 379 amino acids. Gene Ontology annotation, cellular component: multivesicular body.
ACAAUAAACAUGUAUGUGUGUUGUCAAUUGCGUUAGAAGUGAUUAGAAAUUUAUUAGUCAUUCAGGGUGUUUUUCUUUUUAAAAUAAAUACUAAAUUUCAUAGUGUUUAUGUGAAUGUCUAAUAAUUCAGACAAAUCAAAUCUUCAACAACGUUAUUUAAAUAUAAUAACACAAUUGACAUCAACAAUAUCAACAAAUAAAUUAUCAAAAAUGUCAAGUUUUGAUUUAUCAGAUUUACCAGCAACAUUAAAAAGCAUAAAACCUUAUUUAAAAACAUCAAAUGAACAUGAAGUUCGUGAUCCAGUUGUCAGCUAUUGGGCACGUUUAUAUGCACUCCAGACUGGUAUUAAAAUUGGCAAAAGUCCAGAAGAACGUUCUUAUCUAAUGAAACUUAUGGAUUGGUUGGAAAAAUUUAAAAAAGAACAUUCUGAUAAUGAAGCAAUAACAAAUGAAAUUGCUGCACAAGCACAUCUUGAAAAUUGGAUAUUAACAAUAUUUACACAUGCUGAUGAACAAGAUAGAGCUGGUAAUUUUAGUAUGUCACUUGUACAAGGUUUUUAUACUGCUGGUAUAUUGUAUGAUAUUAUGAGUACAUUUGGUGAAUUAACUGAGGAAGUAAUUCAAAAUAGAAAAUAUGCUAAAUGGAAAGCAACUUAUAUUCAUAAUUGUCUUAAAAAUGGACAAACACCAAUUGCUGGUCCAAUUGAAAAUGGGGAAGGUGGUUCACCUGCUCCACGUAAUCAAGCUGAUGAAAUUGAUAAUGAAGAAAAAAAAAUGAAUGAAGAACAGUGGCCUGAUGAUGUCAUUGAAGAGGAUAAUGACAAAACAAAAUCUGUUGUUUCUGAUGAUACUGAUGAGCUUCCUGGUCCAGCCAACGAUGGUGAUGAGGUGGAAGCUCCACCACAAGUACCACCAAACAAUGAUGCAUAUGGUUUUCCUGCUGUUCCAACGUCAAAUUCAAAUGUUACACCAGGUAACCCAGCACCAUCAAGCACACCAUCGUAUCCAUCAUUUCCAGCUUCACCAAGUACUCCAAAUGCUGGUUAUUCACCUGCUCCAAAACAUCAACCACUUCCUGAUUAUUCAACACAUGAACAAACAGGAAAUGUUAAUCUGGAUGCUGAACAGAUGAAUAAAGCUCAAAAAUAUAUCAAAUGGGCAGGUAGUGCUAUCAACUAUGAUGACAUUCCAACUGCUGUUGAUAAUCUUCGUAAAGCAUUACAUCUUUUAACAACUGGUCAAGAUUCUGGUUAA